ACCAAGUCCACACACCUCCAAGCCUCCAACUCCUUCCCCCCCAAAAGAACCAUGGCGCCUACCGCAGCUUGACGAACCAAACGUACCCGCGCGCGCACAAACAUGGCCGCGCCGUGCCCGCCGCGGCGGCCCAUCUCGGCUCCGUGCUUCCUCAUCUGCUUCCUCCUCGGCUUCGUCGCCGGCCUCUUCCCCUUCGCGCACCGUCACCUCCACCUCGACCUCCACCUGCCUCUCCCACCCGCUCCGACGGCCGUCAUGGAGCCCUUCCGCAACCCUUCCCCGCUGCCGCUACCGCCGCCCGGCGACCAGUCCCCACUGCCGCCGUCCCGCGACCCGUCCCCGCAGCCGCCGCCCGCGCCGAUGGCUACAGAACGGAAGCUGCUUCUGGUUGUGACGCCAACCCGCGCCCGCCCGCUCCAGGCCUACUACCUGGGCCGGCUCGCGCACACGCUCCGCCUCGCUCCAUCCCCGCUGCUCUGGCUCGUCGUCGACGACGGCGCCGCCUCGCGCGAAACGGCCGCCCUGCUCCGCGGCUGCGGGGUCAUGUAUCGCCAUCUAUCCUCCCCCGACGCGCUCCAGGAACCACCCCAGCGCACGCGCUCGAGGCAGCACAACCGCGUGCUGCAGCAGAACGCGGCGCUCGACCAUAUCGAGCACCACCGCAUCCACGGCAUCGUCUACUUCGCCGACGAGAGCCACGUCUACUCCCUUGACCUCUUCCGCCAUCUUCGCCAGAUAAGGAGUUUCGGCACCUGGCCUGUCGCAAUGCUGGCUGCGGGGAAGAGUAAGACGAUACUGCAAGGGCCCGUGUGUAACGGGAGCCGGGUGGUCGGGUGGCAUACGAAUGAGAAGACCAGGAGGCUGCGGAGGUUCCAUGUGAGUAUGUCAGGGUUUGCUUUCAACAGCACCAUGCUUUGGGAUACCAGGAAGAGGGCUCAUCAGGCCUGGAAUUACAUCCGGCUGCUGGACACAGUCAAGGAGGGCUUUCAAGAGACGAAAUUUAUAGAGCAGCUUGUAGAAGAUGAAACUCAUAUGGAGGGCAUUCCACCUGGUUGUUCAAAAAUCAUGAAUUUUCAUCUUCAUCUAGAAGACAAAGGUCUUGUAUAUCCAAAGGGGGGGCAACUGACAAAAAACCUGGAUGUAGUUAUUCCUCUGAAUCACGAAGUAAAGCACACGCACAAAUUCAAGCCAAGGUGAACUAUGUUACCUUCUCCAUGUACUCCCUUCCCUUCAGAAAGAGAUUGGGAACUGAAAUUAGAAAGAGUUUGCAGGUGAGCAAUUGAGUAUACCUUUUCCUUCUCCAUGUACUCCCUUCGGCUGUUCGGCACCUCGUUGUCUUACGCUAGCUAAUUGUAGUCGUAGCUUCAGAUAAGUUUCAGUAAAAGGAAAUUGCAGUUUAUCUGUUGUUCAGAGUAAUUACAGUAAAGUGAGAGUUGUUAAAAGAGAUGAUAUGUACGAAACAAACUCAAUCCAUGCAAAAUGGAUUAAGUCUGAGGUUAUCAGUUGUUAGAACGAAAACAUAGACAGCUAAAAAGAUUUGUAACUAAGACAUGUGAUUUUUUUUAUUUGGCAGCCAUCUCUUGCACCCACUCAAUCCAACUUUUCCUGCACAAAUAUCUAUAUUGAAAAGCAUAACAUAAUUCAUCUAUACUUCUUUAGUUUAGCUAACGAGUAAUAUAAAAAGGGAGGAAUGUAGAAAUGAGAAGAAGAAUAGAAGCCAUUACCUAUCUGUACAUGGAUCUUUUCUAACUCCUAAAUUUCAUAGAUCAAGUAUAUACGUAGGCUGCAUGCAAUCGUCUCUACUGAAAACACCAGAAUCCAUUCAGGACUGGUUCCCCUGUAUUUCAAAAUUGUAAGGGCAGGAAAACUAUUGUAGAUGUUAUGCUUUGAUAAGCUAGAGGGUAAGCUUUCUUCUAGAUUAGUAAAUAUAAGAACAAAAAACUUCCUGCUACCUGUUUCAAGAAUGUGAAUUCCAUAGCAUCAGGGCUUAAUUAUAUAAUAGCUGAACAAAAUUAAGGGUUCUUUCGAUGUAGUAUCUUGUGCAUUUUCUGCAGCAAAUGCAUGCUAGGAUACAUACAGUGAUACACUUACCAGGUCAAGGAUCGAUGCAGACGUUUAGGUUGAAGUGUUAAAACGACAAACGACAGGUGCAAUGCAAUUAAACCUUCCGGAUCACACACUUGGAUUCAUCUGAAAAAAAAAUCAUCACAGUGCACAGUAGUUCUGAAUUUCUGAUGUUGAAACACAUGAUGUUCUCAUAAGGAAUUACCUCACAAAUAAACAAAUCUCCCAAUAUAUAUUUAAUACCAUUUAAUUUUAUCAAGCUUACAGAAAAGCAGGAAAGAAUUAACCAACCAACUUAACCAAAAUUUCCUUCAAAAUCUGAUCAUGAGCUGCCCUUUUUGUUCCUAUUUUGUGGGGCAGCGGUCUGGAUGCCUGAGAAGAAGCAGAGGACAGCGGAGGCUCUUCGUUAGUUAUUCUCUGGCCGUGCCGCCAUCGCCAGCAGCCGAGUCUGGCUCUCAGCUGGGUACUCCUUCCAUAGGAUCGUUUAAGCCUUGUGGG
Brachypodium distachyon (stiff brome) is the source of this 2562-nucleotide messenger RNA. Its product is annotated as probable glucuronosyltransferase Os10g0205300. Gene Ontology annotation, molecular function: xylosyltransferase activity; galactosylgalactosylxylosylprotein 3-beta-glucuronosyltransferase activity. Gene Ontology annotation, biological process: glucuronoxylan biosynthetic process; plant-type secondary cell wall biogenesis. The record is from RefSeq and is a predicted model, not a curated record. Lineage: Eukaryota; Viridiplantae; Streptophyta; Magnoliopsida; Poales; Poaceae. The transcript has 4 exons. Bases 103 to 1197 code for a protein of 364 amino acids. Gene Ontology annotation, cellular component: Golgi membrane.